AUGGAAGUCGCCCCAGUUCUCGCUAAAUUCACAAAUGAGCUGGAGUUCAUCAACAUCGACGAUAUAUACCAUGAUCUGUACGUAGCUGGCAUCGUGCCUCACGGGGAGUACUUCGAAGUGAGGAAGGGCGACUACGUCUGGAUGAAGGCGGAGGACAAGGGGCAGUUCGAUGUUGCCAUCGGUGCCCAGGUGGUGAAGAUAGUCGCUGACAAGCUGUUCGUCAUGGACGACGAAGGCAAGACAUAUACAGGAAGCAUUCUGGUUGCGGUGAACCCCUAUCAGUGCCUCCCCAUUUACACAGCGGAAAGGAUCAAGCUGUACCAGGAUCGGAAUCUCGGGGAGCUUCCUCCACACGUAUUCGCCAUUGCGGACAAUUCCUACACUCGCAUGAGAAGAGACGGCCAAAAUCAAUGCAUCGUCAUCAGUGGAGAGUCAGGAGCAGGAAAAACCGAAAACACAAAGCUUACCCUUCUAUAUUUGGCAGCCAUCUCUGGCAGACAUUCCCAGAUUGAGCAGCAGAUUUUGGCAGCCAAUCCCAUCCUAGAGGCAUUCGGGAACGCGAAGACAAUCCGAAACGACAACUCAUCUCGUUUUGGCAAGUAUACCGAAAUCCACUUUAAUCCCGAUGGCGCAAUAGUGGGGGCGCAAAUCAAGCAGUAUCUCCUGGAGAAAAGUCGGAUCGUGUCCCAGGCUAACGAAGAGAGAAGCUUCCAUAUUUUCUACUCUCUGCUGGACGGAUUGGAUGCUGGGGAUAAACAACGUCUGGACCUUGUCGAUGCAUCAAGUUACAAAUAUCUAACUGAAGGUUGCACAGCGAAAUACAAUGGACGGGAUGACAGACCCAACUUCUCUCACAUUCGAUCGGCAAUGAAGGACCUCGUAUUUUCAGACUCUGAGAUCUCAGACAUCAUAAAAGUCUUGGCUGUCAUUCUCCACAUGGGUAAUAUCGAGAUGGAAGCACACACCAUCGAUCACCUAGACGCAACUCAGAUCCCGAACAUGACCCAUGUUGAACGGAUUGGGAAGCUGGUGGAUCUUGAACCAGCGGCCAUUGUGAAAGGAAUUACAACCAAAACCAUCAUCAUCCAAAACGAACCCACGGUGUCCAACCUAGCAUACCGCGAUGCCGUGGACGUCCGAGAUGCCCUCGCCAAAGGAAUAUAUGUCCGCCUCUUCGUUUGGAUUGUUGGCAAGAUCAACUCGGUUAUCAUUCAUCCUGAAGCCGAAUCAUGCUCGUUAAUCGGGCUUCUGGAUAUUUUUGGUUUUGAAAAUUUCAAUCACAACAGUUUUGAGCAGCUGUGCAUCAAUUUUGCUAACGAAACCCUGCAACAGUUCUUCUUUCACCACAUCUUCAAGCUGGAACAAGAGGAGUACGAUGCGGAAGGUAUCGAUUGGAACCACAUUGACUUUGUCGACAACCAAGACUGCCUGGAUUUGAUCGGAAAGAAGCCAAUGAACAUCAUGAGUUUGAUGGAUGAAGAAUGCAUGAUGCCGAAGGGCACCGAUCAGACGCUCUUAGCCAAGUUUAACACUACCUAUUCAAAAGAUAAAAUCUACUUGAAGCCCACACGUCACAAGACACAGUCUUUUGGGAUCGCUCACUUUGCCGGGGAGGUUUACUAUGACCUCUUUGAUCGGGGACUUUGUUGUCGUCAGCUGAAAUACUUGGGAAUGAUGGAAACGGCUCGCAUCCGCCAGGCGGGAUAUCCCAUCCGACACGCCUUCCAGGAAUUUGUGGGUCGAUUUUGGUGUCUCGGCGGCCUUAUCCCUCCUUCUAAGAGUGAGGAUAAACAGGAGCGGGCAAGACAAAUUUGCGAGAAUGUGUUUGGUUCGUCGGGUGAUUAUCAGCUUGGGACGUGUAAAGUUUUCUUGAAAAUUGCCGGCGACCUACACCUGGAGCAAGAACGAAGUCGAAUCCUUAGAAAUGUAACAAUCGUACAAAGGCAUAUUCGAAGAUGGUGUCAGCGUCGGCGAGCAGCAGCUAUCGUCAUGAAGCGUUUCCUGUUGGCGGCUGUGCGUCAUGGGCGUUUUCGCGCCUGGAGAAAUUUAUUCUUAAUUCGCUUUCGCAAGCUUCGACGACAGUUGAUCCUUUUCCAGAAACUGUGGCGAAGCUACUUGGCCAAUAAAAGUGUCAAUAAAGAAGACCUUGGGGAGCAGAACCUACAGAACUUCCCGGAGAUCCCACAAUCGGAAAGAACAGAGGAAAUAGAAGGGACGAUGGAAACUCCUGUCAGAGUAGAUGAAGGUUUUCCACUCAGGGACGAGCCUAAAGGUGCAGCGGGGGAAUGCAGGAAGAGUUGCCCUCCUGCUGUUGCCGAGGCAGAAGCUAGAAAAGGCGGCAUGCCUCCGAAACAGAAGAAACCAUCGAAGUUUCGGAGGUCGGAAGCUGCGAACAAUGGCUGUCAACCUUCGACAACAUCGAAAGCCGAACUUCCAGAAGACGAACUUGCCCCUGAAUUGACAAAAGUUAGGAAAAGAAAGUCUGUAGCAUUCUCUUACCGCCUGCUGAGGAGAAUAGUGCAAUCUAUGGAGACAUCUUCCAAGGUGUUCCUGUGGGAGAAUGUCCUACCCACAAUGGAGAAAGCCCCACGAGAGGAGACGAUGAUAACGGCUGCUGUGAUUUGUCUGAAGCUGAGACGGACUUAAAACCAGAAUAAUGGAACAUCGGACAGCUUUUAAUGGUUCAACCCUCACAAGCCACGAGUACAAACACCUCUAGCUUUCUUUCUACUCGCCCAACCUGAUGACUUGGAAGCGAAGAGGCAUUCCAAUUUCCAUUGGAAUGCGUGUCUGCUUAUCUAUAGAUGUAUUUUCCGGAAAUAAUCCACCUUCUUUUCCUCGCUGCUAUCUGGAAUACUUGGCUGAAGAUGCACUAUUCAUGCAUGG
Darwinula stevensoni is the source of this 2886-nucleotide messenger RNA. The record is from the annotation of a GenBank genome assembly. NCBI's taxonomy places the organism in Eukaryota, Metazoa, Arthropoda, Ostracoda, Podocopida, Darwinulidae.